Pteropus alecto (black flying fox) is the source of this 6903-nucleotide messenger RNA. RefSeq names its product O-sialoglycoprotein endopeptidase like 1 (gene OSGEPL1). The coding region runs from base 3610 to 4884 and encodes 424 amino acids. The record is from RefSeq and is a predicted model, not a curated record. Gene Ontology annotation, biological process: tRNA threonylcarbamoyladenosine modification. NCBI's taxonomy places the organism in Eukaryota, Metazoa, Chordata, Mammalia, Chiroptera, Pteropodidae. The transcript has 9 exons. Gene Ontology annotation, cellular component: mitochondrion.
UAUCUUGGUAGUUUCCACUUUUUUUUGGAAAAAGUAAAACAAAAUAAUUCUUUUGUAUUUAUCAUGCAUGGAAGUUAAAUUUUAGGAGCUAAUUUCUUUCUUUGUAUGUGCAAAACCUGCUAACUACUGUAAAAAACAUUAACCUGGCUUAUUUAAGGUUCUCACUUGGUUUUUAAGGCUCUCCAGAAUAAGGUCCCAACCUUAACUAACCUGGUCGCCAAAAAGAAACUAAGCUCAUUCUCAACUCAAAUAUUUAUCCAUGAUUUUCCCUCAGUAAUGCCUUUUCCUCUUUUGUCCACCUGUGUGUUUCAUAAUCUCAACUGAAGUCCUAGGAAAGAAAGCCUGACUUGACUUUUAGCCUGUGUUAAUCACCGAAAAAAAAAAAAAAUCUUAUUCACAUUAUACACAUAACUCAUGUUGGUACUUCAAUAAUAAUAUCCUGUUGUAAUAAAGCACAGAAUGGUGCAAGGUUUAUAAAUUCAGAUGUUUUCAGAGGAUCAUCAGGUGGGUUGCAUAAGUAAGUGGACUAGAUAUAAAAUGAAAAAUACCUGGAGGAGGUCACUAGUCAGCUCUAGCCAAUUAUUGCUAUGCAGGAAUAUAAGCCCUAUAUUGUUUGAUCAUCAGAGUUUUCAAGAGAAGUAGAAACCAGAAUAUUACUGUAAUAUCUCCAGAUUCUAGCAAAUUCAAAAUAUAUUAAAAUACUGUACAGAUCAAAUAUGCUUUGAAGUGAUCAAUUUACAAUAACUGACUAGUGAGAAAGGUUGGUAUUUUGAGAUAACAGACCUGUAUUUGAAUCAUGAAUUAGGCACUUGGUAUUGGCUUGGUAUAGGCAAGUUCCAUAUCCUCUCUGAUUCUGUUUUUACAUCCAUAAAAUGGGAAAGAUACCUUUUUUAUAGGAUUGUGAGCAGUAUAAUAGAAAUAAUAUAGAAUGUUAUAAUAUAUGCAGAGAGGCAGAGUAGGCCUCCAAGGGUUACAUCCUAUGUGAAAGGGACUGUGGUGGAUGUCAGUGAAGCACAGUGAAGUAUUAAAAAGUAUUUGCCUUCAAGAAGCUUAAUCUAAUUUCUGAAACAUGAUAUAUAGUUGACCCUUGAACAACACGAGUAUGAACUAUGCAGGUCCACUUAUGGGUGGAUUUUUUUCAAUAUAUUGGAAAAAUUUUUGGAGAUCUGCAAUAAUUUGAAAAAACUAGCAGAUGAACUAUGUAGCCUAGAAAUAUUGAAAAAAUUAAGACAAAGAUAUGUUAUGAAUGCAUAGAAUAUAUGUAGAUACUAGUCUAUUUUAUCAUUUACUACCAUAAAAUAUACACAAAUCUAUUAUAAAAAGUUUAACUUUAUCAGAAUUUAUAUACUUAAGACUAUACAUGGCACCUCUUGCAGUCAAGAGAAAUGUAAACCAAUAUAAAAUGCAAUAUUAAGUCAUAACUGCAUAAAAUUAACUGCUGUACAUACUGCACUACUAUAAUAAUUUCGUAGCUGCCUCCUGUUGCUACUGUGGUGAGGCUAAGUGUUGGGGGUAUCUAUUUAAAAUGCCUUAUGAUGCUAAUCACCUCCAUAUAAGCAGUUCAUCUCUCCAGUAAAUUGUGUAUCACAGUAAAAAGUCAUCUCUUGUAGUUCUUGUGUAUUUUUCAUCAUGUUUAGUGCAAUGCCAUAAACCCAAAAACCUUGGAUAACACCAUGAGAUCCAUACGAAGUGUUACCAGUGAUGCUGAAAGUGCUCCCAAGAAGCAGAGAAAAGUCAUGACAUUACAAGAAAAACUGAAUUGCUUGAUAUGUAUCUAGAUAUGCCCACUAUUUCACAGUAAAUGAAUCCAGUGUAAGGACCAUUAUAAAAAAAGAAAAGGGAAUUCAUGAGCUUUGCUGCAGCUACACCAGCAGGCAUGAAAACCUUGCACUUUUUAAGAAAUACCUUUUUAUCUCAUUUUGAAAAUACAGCUUUUGUAUAGGUGCAGGGUUGCUAUAAGAAAGGUAUACCUAGAGACUAAUGUGAUUUGAGAAAAAGCAAAGCCAUUAUAUGACAACUUAAAAGAAAAAGGAAGGUGAAGGAUCUAAAGCCAACAAAGGAUAGUUUGAUAAUAUUAGAACAGGGUUGGCUUUAAAAAUGUCAAGAUAGCAGAGGAAGCAGCAGAUAUGUUCCCAGUUAUUAAGAAAAUCACUGAAGAGAAAGGAUAUCUGCCUGAACAGGUUUUUAAUGCAGACAAAAGUGUCCUAAUGUGGGGGUUGGGGGUGGGGGAAAUGCCACGAACGAAUGCCACGAACAACAUUUAUUAGUAAGGAAGAGAAGCAAGCACCAGGAUUUAGGGCAGGAAGGGAUAGACUGACUCUAUUUUAUGCAAAUGAUAAUGAUCAGCACUGCCCUUAUCUAUACAGCUGCUAAUUGAAGAGAAAAGAUAAACACUAGCUAUCAGUCUUUUGAUUGUACCACAGUUAGAAGGCCUGGACAUGUAGAACCUUUUUUCUGGAUUGGUUCCAUCGCCUUUGUCCCUGAAGUCAGAAAGUACCUUCCUAGUAUGAGACUGCCUUUUAAAGUUCUUUUGUUAUUGGACAAUGUCUCUGGCCACCCAAAAACCCAUGAGUUCAACAACAAUGGCAUUGAAGUGGUCUACUUGCCUCCAAAAUAACAUUUCUAAUUCAGCCUCUAAAUCAGUGGGUCAUCAGGACCUUUAAGGAUCAUAACACAUACCACAGUACUCUAUGGAAAGGAUGUAACCCGGCUAAAGAGAACAUCAUGAAAGGAUGGCACCACUGAAGGUGCCAUUGUUGCUAUAGAAAAAGCCAUGAAAGUCAUCAAGCCCAAAAUAAUACAUUUCUGCUGGAGAAAACUGUCUAGAUGUUGUGCAUGACUGCACAGGAUUUAUAACAGAGCCAAUUGAGGAAGUCAUGAAAGAGAUUGUGGAUAUGGCAAUAAAUAAUAAAUAAAUGUUGUGUGUAAGGGGGUGAAGGGUUUCAAAACAUGGAUCUUGGAGAGUUAAGAGCUAAUAGACACCACAGCAGAGGAAUUAACAGAAGAUGACUUGAUGGAGAACCAACCAGUGCCAGACAGUGAGGAAGACAUAGAAGCAGCAGGACAUAGAAACAGCAGGAUGUAGAAGCAGCAGUGCCAGAAAACAAACAGACAUACAAUCUGAUAGAGGGGUUCCGAUUAUUCAAGACUGCUUUUGAUUUCUUUUAUGACAUGGACCUUUCUAUGAUAUGGGCACUGAAACUAAGGCAAAUGGUGGAAGAAGGAUUGGUACUGUAUGGAAACAUCUUUAGAGAAAUGAAAAAGCAAAGAAGUCAGACAAAUAAUGAUGUAUUUCCAUAAAGUUACACUGAGUGUCCCUGCCUCUCCUGCCUCCCCUUCCACCUCUCCUCCCUCUUCUGCCUCUGCCACCCCUGAGUCAGCAAGACUAAUCCCUCCUAUACCUUCUCCUCAACAUUCAAUGAAGACAAGCGUGAAGACCUUUACGAUGAUCCACUUAAUGAGUAGUAAAUAAUCAUAUGCCGUAAACUCAUCUGUUGUGUGUGUGUUUGAGUGUCUUCCUGUGAAAAUCUAUUAACUAUGGCAAGAACUGUAUGAGACUUUUCAUAUGUCAUCAUCAUCAUCACCUAAGUAUUCACUGUGUAGAACAUCAUGUACAAGACUUGUAUUGAAGUGGAUAGCCUUUCCUUACAUAGGCAUAAGUUGAAGAAACUGUGUAUCGGCCUAACAUCACAGAGUGAUCAUCCUCUACUUGUCCUACGUGGAACAAAAAACAAAAUUACCAACUCAGAGCACUGGAUUCCCAAACUUUAUUUCAGGAUUGCAAGCUGUCUACUGUCCUGCUGUGACCUCAAGUGCAGAGUAUUUAAAAAUAAACUCAUCUUCACAAAACUGUCUUCAUGUUUCUGUGGGAUUAUUCCUCCAGUAGCUCAACAGCUUCACAGAGAAAAUAUUCAACGAAUAGUACGGGAAGCUCUCUCUCUCAGUAAAGUCUCUCCAAGUGAACUGUCAGCAAUUGCAACUACCAUUAAACCAGGACUUGCGUUAAGCUUGGGAGUAGGCUUAUCAUUUAGCCUACAGCUGGUUAACCAGUUUAAAAAGCCCUUCAUUCCCAUUCAUCAUAUGGAGGCUCAUGCACUUACUAUUAGAUUGACAAAUAAAGUAGAAUUUCCUUUUUUAGUUCUUUUGAUUUCUGGAGGUCAUUGUCUAUUGGCAUUAGUUAGAGGAGUUUCAGAUUUUCUGCUUCUUGGAAAGUCUUUGGACAUAGCGCCGGGUGACAUGCUUGACAAGGUAGCAAGAAGACUGUCCUUAAUAAAACAUCCAGAGUGUUCUACCAUGAGUGGUGGGAAGGCUAUAGAGCAUUUGGCUAAACAAGGAAAUAAAUUGCAUUUUGAUUUCAAACCUCCCAUGCAACGUGCUAAAAAUUGUGAUUUUUCUUUUUCUGGACUUCAACACGUUAUUGAUAAGACAAUAAUGCAAAAGGAAAUAGAGGAAGGUAUUGAGAAGGGACAAAUCCUGUCUUCAGCUGCCGACAUUGCUGCUGCAGUACAACACACAAUAGCAUGCCACAUUGCAAAAAGAACACAUCGUGCUAUUCUGUUCUGCAAGCAAAGAAACUUAUUAUCUCAAAGUAAUGCAGUACUGGUUGUAUCCGGAGGAGUUGCAAGUAACUUAUAUAUCCGAAAAGCUCUGGAAAUUAUAACAGAUGCAACACAAUGCACUUUGUUGUGUCCUCCUCCUAGACUGUGCACUGACAACGGCAUUAUGGUUGCAUGGAAUGGUGUUGAAAGAUUGCAUGCUGGCUUGGGCAUUUUAUACGACACAGAAGGCAUCCGCUAUGAACCAAAAUGCCCUCUUGGAGUAGAUAUAUCAAAAGAAGUUGGAGAAGCUGCCAUAAGAGUACCACGAUUAAAAAUGAAGAUUUGAUUUUUGUUUUUCAAAAAAUCCCUAAAGGUAGUAUUUCAACAUUCAAUUUUGAUUUUUUGUAUAUCAAAUUGUAGGGGAUACACACUAUUAAUUGUUCAUCAAAGCUUUCUUUUGUUAUUCCUUCUCUUAUGAUUGAUGUUUAAUCUUCUCUUCUGAAAGACUGUAAUACAAUAUUAUAGUAUUAUAAGUUUUUUUUAAUCAAAAAAAAAAAGUAAAACAUCUAAUGGGGUAAAGAAUAUACUGAUACUGGGAGGUAGAAAAAUAAACCUGCAGAAAGAAAUAGAGCAAUUCUGCUAAAUCCUGGUCCUGUAUUAUACAGGCCUUGAUCUUUUCCCCCUUUCUCAUAUCAGGGUAGUAGAAGCUUUUCUUUUCUUUUCUUUUCUUUUUUUCUUUUUUUGCUUUUGCUGAAACAUUAGCCUGACUUUUCUAAUGAAAGGACAAUUUUAUAAAGGGAACCAGGUAAAAGUCAUGUCAAAUCAUAGAAUUCUAAGUCAAGACAAGACAAAGGGUGACUUUCUCUAACAUAAUGUAUAUUAUUAAUUAUAAAAAUAUAUAGGUAUCUUCUCUGGAGCAAAUGGAAUAUACAUACAUUUCUUAAAACCCAUCUGAGAUUUUAAGAAGUAUGACAUACAGGUAAUCUCUCAUUGUGUAUUGUACUUUUUAGUUGACCACAUAUAUUUACAUCUAUUAUUUUAGAAAUUAUAUUUAAAGAUUACAGUAUAUGAAAUGAAAAGGCUUUUGUUUUGGUUUUGGAUAAUUUCCUUGGUAUCUGAAACUUUGUACUGCAGAUUUUAUAAUAGUUUUUUUUUUCUGCCUAGAUUAAAGUAACUGAAUGUAAAGACAAUGCUACGGACUAUUUAUGUCCUUUGAGAGAUUUGAACAAUAGAGAUUUAUAUUUUAUGUCAUCCAUCCAGGAGCAAGUUGUUAACUUUUUAGUCAGUGACUUAUUUUAUUGAGAAACUAGGAGGUAAAGAUAAAAAUCUAGAACGAAAAGAUUUCUUAUUUUAAUCUUGCUUUAAGGUAACCUCCCUUUUGGGGAGAUCAUAGAGUAUUGCUUUAAGAUCAUCCAUUUUUAACCUCAAAUAGAAAUAUAAUUUAUACGAACAUAUAGGAACAGCCAAUAUUUAUAAAGCUUUGCGUUCUUUAAUAUUGAGGAAUAAGUAUGAGGGAACUGGUUCGUAAAUAUAAUUUAAAAGAAACAAUAAGUUUGUGAAUUCACAUUUUACAUUUGGAUUUGUGUUCUGUAUUAUGUGGAUCUGAAUUUAAAGAGAAGAAGUGCAAUUAUUUCCUGUGACUAUUACAAUCAGAGUACAUAUAAACUAUGGGGAAAAAAAUCGACCAAAAUUUCUUCCCACUAUAUCAAAUAUUAUAAAAUAGGGAUAUUUAUAAUCUAAUUCUUAAAAUUUCUAAGUAUCAAAAUUGUUCCAGGAACUAUAAGCACACAUGACAAAAUUGAGUUCAUGAUAUAAAUAAGGGAAACUACAGAUAGGAAGGAAGGAAGGAGGGAGGGAAGGAGGGAGGAAGGGAAAGAAGAGAAAGAUGGAAAGGAAAAGAAAGAAAAGGAAGGAGAUAUACUGGUAAGCAUGUGUGCCAAAGUUAGCUUACAGUACAGGUAAGAGGCAAGUAAUUUGCUGAAACUUUUUAUAUAUUGAGGUCUUUCUUAUCUUAUACAUGAUUUUAAAAAAUAAGAAAAUGUGAGGUAAUAAAAAUAAUCCUUAUGGGGGCAGUGCUGUGCUUUAGGAGAACUACUAUAAGUAUUAGGAGUAGUAGGAUAGGAGUAGUAGGAUAGAUAGGACAAGAUACUCAGGAAAUGCCUGCUAUUGAAUGCAAAAACACCCUGAUCCUCAACCUUGAAAAUACUCAAAAUACAGUCUUUAGCCCACCCGAAGCUAGUUGCAAAGCUCAGUUUACUGUCUAAAGGCUUUAUUUUAAGGGUACAGAGGCUUAACAUUUCCAUUAAUGUGAAUUCUUAUCCCUUAAUGGUACUGAAUAAAUGACACGGUUUUUUUAUCAUUUGAA